GCAGAACCACUACAAACACUCCCUACGGAAAGCCUACCUGCUCAUAUCGUUCAAUUGAACCCUCGACGGCCUCUAUUUUGUGUUCAUAAGGAAAUCCAGUUUUUUUCUUAAAGCCUCGAUUGACAAUCAAGGGCCUUCUGGUGCGCCCUCUCUUCUUCGUACCUAACACUUCUAUCCGAUAUCGCUACCAUGGACGCCGGAUUCCAAGCGAAAGUUAAAAGCAUUCUCUCCGGAGACACUUUGGUGUUACAUGCUCUACAGAACUUCAAGCAAGAGCGCAUCUUGAGCUUAGCCUACGUUACCGCGCCGCGUCUGAAGAGAGAUGGAGAUGAGCCUUUUGCGUUCGAAUCUCGAGACUACCUCCGAAAGGCGCUCGUCGAUAAAGUUGUAACUUGUCGCGUCCUCUACACUAUUCCUACGUCGAACCGUCAAUAUGGAGUUGUCGAGCUUGCAAAUGGAGCUCGUCUGCCCGACGAUGCUGUUCACGCUGGAUGGCUAAAACUUCGCGACGACGCUGGCAGAAAAGACAACGCUGAGGAAACCUCUGCUAUGCUCGAGAAGCUCAAGGUUCUAGAGGCUAGGGCAAAAGCCGAGUCAAGAGGGUUGUGGGCAGAGAAUCCGGAAGCUGGCCGAAUUGACACAGACUAUGAGCUCCCGGAUACCAAAGCAUUUGUCGAGGAAUACAAAGGGAAGCCCCUUGACACGAUUGUCGAGAAAGUCCUUGCUGGCGACCGGCUGAUUGCUAGGUUCAUGCUUUCGCCUACAAAGCAUGUACAAACCAUGCUACUCAUCGCUGGGAUUCGAGCGCCAUCAACAAAGCGUGUAAAUCCUUCCGAUGGCAAAGAACAGCCAGCAGAGCCUUUUGGAGAUGCAGCGCAAGAAUGGGUAGACCAGCGGCUAAUACAAAGAAGUGUCACUGUUGACGUGCUUGGCGUAAGCCCUGCUGGCCAGCUCAUUGGUACGGUCAAGCAUCGUCAAAGAGGCAGUGUCGCACCGCACAUCCUGAGCAGUGGACUUGCGAGAUGCGCCGACCACCAUUCUACAUUAUUGGGAGCUGAGAUGGGAGAAUUGCGAAAGGCAGAAAAGGCUGCAAAGGACGGCCGUAUAGGUGUGUUCCAUGGCCAUGUUGCUCCGAAGACAGGUGGCAAGGGGGAGCUUGAAGGCGUGGUGAGCCGAAUCUUCAGCGCCGACACUAUCUUUUUGCGGACCAAGGAGUCUGCCGAGGACCGCAGGAUCAACAUAAGUAGUAUCAGGCAGCCUAAGCCUUCGGACCCGAAGCAGGCUCCCUGGGGAGCAGAAGCUAAAGAGUUCCUACGCAAGCGUCUCGUUGGCAAACACGUUCGGUACACAAUUGACGGGAAGCGAGCUGCCACCGAUGGGUAUGAGGAGCGAGAAGUUGCCACGGUCAUAUUCAACAAGGAGAAUGUCGGCAAGAUGAUGGUCAAGAGCGGCUUUGCCUCUGUGAUCAGGCAUAGACAAGACGACCCUGACCGGAGCCCUAUUUAUGAUGAACUUUUGGUUGCCGAAGCGGAGGCGCAGGCCGAAGGAAAGGGCAUGUGGAACGCAAAAUCACCUGCGGCGAAGCAAUACGUUGACUAUUCGGAAAGUCUGGAGAAAGCCAAGCGACAACUCGCGCUGCUAUCGCGUCGCAAGAAAGUUGCAGCCGUCGUUGACUUUGUCAAAUCGGGCUCCCGCUUCACAGUUCUGAUACCCAGUGAGAAUGCCAAAAUUACUCUUGUGCUAUCCGGGAUCAGAGCUCCGAAGUCGGCGAGGAACAAGGACGAUAAGGCUGAGCCCUGGGGAAACGAAGCCCACGAGUUUGCCCACCGCAGGUGUCUCCAACGGGAUGUCGAGAUUGAUGUCGAGGACUGCGACAAGGUUGGUGGGUUUAUUGGGACCUUGUUUAUCAACCGCGAAAACUUCACAAAGUUGCUGGUCGAAGAAGGAUUGGCAUCUGUUCAUCAGUACUCCGCCGAGAAAUCCGGAAAUGCGACCGAGCUCAAUGCCGCCGAAUCGAAAGCUAAAGAGCAACGAAAAGGUCUAUGGGAGAAAUGGGACCCAUCUCAAGACGCUGAACUGGAAGCUGUGCCAGAGGCGACGAACGGAUCCAAUGGUGACGCUGUAUCGAUUGAGCGACGUAAAGACUACCGGGAUGUUGUAGUCACUGACAUCGGACCUGAUGGCAAGCUGAAACUACAACAGGUCGGCACGGGAACAGCUGCACUCACAGAACUCAUGAACGCUUUCCGAUCCUUUCAUUUGAACCCUGCGAACAAGGCUCCAUUGCCAAAUCCCCCCAAAGCUGGAGAUUUCGUCGCUUCUCAAUUCUCAGAGGACAAAGAGUGGUACCGUGCCAAGAUCCGGCGCAAUGACAGGGAGAACAAGAAGGCGGAAGUCGUAUACAUUGACUACGGCAACAGUGAAGUCGUACCAUGGUCAAACCUGCGACCCUUGUCCCAAGCCCAAUUCUCAACUCAGAAACUGAAGCCUCAAGCCUCCGAAGCCGUGCUCGCUUUCGUUCAGUUUCCAACCUCGCCAGGGUAUCUCAAGGAUGCGAUUGACUUCCUCUAUGAAGUGACUGGGAACAAGCAGCUCGUUGCCAAUGUUGACCACACUGCCGAAGGAACACUGCACGUCACAUUGCUUGACCCAAAGCAAGGUACCGCAUUCAAGGACAGCAUCAAUGUCCAUGUAGUCGCCGAGGGAUGUGCGAUGGUCCCGAAGAAGCUGAAACCAUGGGAGCGAGCCGCGACCGAUGUGUGGACUGUCCUAAAGCAGGCACAAGACACCGCAAAGGAAGAACGUAAAGGCAUGUGGGAGUAUGGUGAUAUCACCCAGGAUGAUGACUAAUUAGAGCAUGCAAAUGUUUGAUGAUGAGACGACAGGAAUAGCCAGUGGUCACGGCCUACAAAAAUUCGCAUAACCAGGCAUCAAGGCAUUGCAUAAAAGUUGUAAGCGCUAAUUACAUAUGGUCCGUAGUUGAUUAACCAUUCAAGAACAUUAAAGUCUUUCA
Pseudovirgaria hyperparasitica is the source of this 3013-nucleotide messenger RNA. RefSeq lists its product as uncharacterized. The transcript has 4 exons. Gene Ontology annotation, molecular function: RNA binding; nuclease activity. The record is from RefSeq and is a predicted model, not a curated record. Lineage: Eukaryota; Fungi; Ascomycota; Dothideomycetes; Acrospermales; Acrospermaceae. Gene Ontology annotation, cellular component: cytosol; nucleus; RISC complex. The coding region runs from base 190 to 2850 and encodes 886 amino acids. Gene Ontology annotation, biological process: mRNA catabolic process; regulatory ncRNA-mediated gene silencing.